AUGUUCUAUAAGAAAUGUAUACCAGAUAAAGUUGAGAAAGAUGAGGACUCCUUAUUAGACGCAUGUGAGCUCGAAAAGAAGAAAAGAGAACUUGCGAAGAAGAAAAAGAAAAAAUGUGUAAAAAAACCCAUUUGUCCACCACCGCCUGAACCGGAGAAAAGUAUUUGCGAAGGACGUUCUAAAGAACCGCCUUGUUUAUGUUUAGAAAAAAUAAAAAACCCACCUAUAGAUCCGAGUGCAUUUAAAGACGAACAAGCAAUUUUAGAUGCAUUACGUUUCACGUGUAUGGUAAAACCGAAGCUUCCAGGACAGGAUCGCUGUGAUAAAAUACGUGAUUUAGAAAAUAACCAUCCUGAUAAAUCUAAACCUAAUUGCGAACCACCCCCACCACCACCUCCCCCUCCAAAACUAGAUCCCUGCGAAGAACAAGACAGAAGAGCGAAAAUCGCAGAGUGCAAGGCAAGAAUGAAAAGAUAUUUAGAAUAA
This is a messenger RNA of Spodoptera littoralis (African cotton leafworm), 486 nucleotides long. The record is from the annotation of a GenBank genome assembly. NCBI's taxonomy places the organism in Eukaryota, Metazoa, Arthropoda, Insecta, Lepidoptera, Noctuidae.